Messenger RNA from Thecamonas trahens ATCC 50062, 1089 nucleotides. RefSeq lists its product as uncharacterized. The transcript has 2 exons. NCBI's taxonomy places the organism in Eukaryota, Apusomonadida, Apusomonadidae. The record is from RefSeq and is a predicted model, not a curated record. Gene Ontology annotation, molecular function: metal ion binding. Bases 1 to 1089 code for a protein of 362 amino acids.
AUGGCAGCAGAAGCCAUCGACACGAGCCACUGGAUCUCGUCCGAGCAUGUGAGCUCGUGCAUGCAGCCCGGGUGCGAGACCGAGUUCUCCACCACCCACACGCCCAACCACUGCUACCGAUGCGGCCUGGUCUACUGCCUCUCGCAUGUCGCCCGCAAGCGUACCAUGCGCGACAGGUCAACCGCGUUCAAGGCCGCUCGCACCGCUCGCGCCCGUGAGCGAGUUGUCGAGACCAACAAGCUCCUCCGCCGGCUUGAGAAGCUGGCGCUUGGGCCGCAGGCCGCUGCAGACUCAUCUUUGGCUGUAUCGCGACUCUCAGCCUCGCCAUCGCGUGCAGGCCCGUCGUCGUCGCCGGGCACAUCGUCGGGCGGCGGCGGCUCGUUCUUCUCGCGACUCAAGGCCAAGGCUCUCGGCAACCGCGAGUUUGAGGCGUCUGUGGUCCGCUGGAAGCCGGAGAAAGCCGCGACACAGUGCGGAGCGUGCGAAGCCCCAUUCAGUCUCCUCUCGCGGAAGAUCCACUGCCGACUGUGCGGCAAUGUCUUCUGCUCGAGCUGCACCCAGAACCGCGUACCCUUUGGCAUCCUCCGCGCCACACAUAAGCGCAUUGAGGUGCCCGACGGCGAGGUUCGGACGUGCUCGUCGUGUUUCCAGCUGGCUACUGCUCGCUACCGCCGUGCGCGGCUGGAGAUCAAGAUCGAGGACGCCAGCGCUGUCCCCUCGCCGCUCGCCUACAUGCGCUACUACCACGCCAUGGCUGCCGAGCGCAAGCUCAUCAACAACAUCGUCCCCGAGUACGAGUCGGUCACGGCCGCGCUCGACAAGUACGUUGUGCCUUCGGCUUCUGCAGAAGCCCAGCAGGCCCGUCGCGAGUUUCGAGAACGCCAGGAGGCACGCGCUGUUCAUCUCCAAAAGAUGCUCACCAAGCACUUCCACAAGCUCGAGGCGCUCGGCAAGCGUGUCGCCGCCCUCGACACCGACUCGCCACUCACCGCCAAGGUCCAGCGCAACAUCUACCUCGCCUCGGUUGUCUUUACCCAAGAACUUUUUGCCCAGCGCAAGGCUCUUGCCGAGCUCUCGCGCAAGCGCUGA